Molecule: messenger RNA, 1854 nt
Organism: Theobroma cacao (cacao)
Lineage: Eukaryota; Viridiplantae; Streptophyta; Magnoliopsida; Malvales; Malvaceae
Source: RefSeq, a predicted model, not a curated record
GUUUGGAAGCAAAAAUCCAAUGACUAUAACAUAUUUCUUGAUGGGGAAACGAUUUUUUCAUUUUUAUAGAUAGUAAAGAAGUAAAUUGCAUGAUCUUGUGAACUUUUCCAAUGCUCAUGGGUGCACAUCAGAGUAGGCUACUGCUUGUAGAAUUCAGAUUCAUUGAAAUCCAAGUAGGAGCACGCUAGUCAUAGGCUCUUUGCCUUCUUUUAGCGGCUGAAUCCCAAUAGGAAAUAAUCACUGAGUCAAUAAAUCCAAGUGUUGUCCAAUUAGGAAGUUGAGUUGUCAACAGGAACAAAAACUGGAGCAUUAAUCGAUACAGCCCAUAAUUCUCUCUCAAACGAAGCCGACGUUAGUAAAUAAGUAAACAACAAAUAUAUAUACAUGGUAACAUCAGUUGUAUAGCCUAUAAAUGUGUAGGAAAAUUCAAACUUGCAAAAAUUAGCAGUAGGUAUUUUCAUUUAAUAGGCAGUAGAGGAGACGAGGAAAUUUCUUUGACAAGAAUUUAAAAUACCUACUCUGUUAGAAGAGACGCAGAGAUUGACCCAUGGGGUUCCACGGUGCCUCCAAUGAUUCUUGGGUUCUGAGUCCUAUCUCCUCCUCCAGGAACAAAACCCUCCAACAUCCCAGAGCUUCCACCGAUACCAUCUCAUCCCUCUCACCCCUAUCCAAUGGUCUGAUGUUUGCCACACCUUCUCCAGCGGCAAAGUCCAGGAAAAGUCAUGCCAGUUUUUGGAAGGCGGUGAAGCAGUAUUUGACAUGUUACAGUCCUGCAAGAUCAAAACCCAAAAGCAAACAAAAAUCAAGCAAAGGAGAUUCUGUCGCAGCUUCCAAAACUAGCUCUACUCAUUCAGUUAGGGCUUCACCAGAUCAUGCAUAUAGUGCUAUGAGCGCUGAAGAGCGUGAUGAGAACUUAAAGGCAGUGAUUACAUUUUGCAACAAAUCAGUGGAAUCGGGACGAAGGAGUGAUACCAUGGUUAAGGACUGCAACCGCAUCUGCUGUGCUUGAUGGGCUUCUCGGAGUUGAAAACUGACUUCUUCUCUUUAUUUCUUCCCUUCUCCUUUUUUAAAUUAAAAAAAAGAACUGAUUAUUUAGGAGGACCUUUUUUUUUUGAAUAAAUAUUGUUGUUUCUUUGUCUUUUCAAUGGAAUCCAUCUGAUCUUCGUAUUGAAUAUUGGAUACUGAAAAAAAAUUGUCAGAAUUUUGAAUGAGAAAAAGAAAAAGAAAACUAUUAACGUGUUAAUGGUAUGGUAUGAUAUCCUUUGAUUAAUGUCUCUAGGAUAGCUAGACUUGCACUGUGGCGGAUGAAAAAUAAGCCUGCAAUAUUGGUAGAACAGUAGGAGAUGAAAUUAAGAGAUACAAUAGCUGCACUGCAUUUGAUAUAGAUUUAACACUGUUCUAACAUCAUUAAUCCAUUUCCUGUUAAGUGUAAACCCUUUUCCGUUGAGUAUGGCAAAUAGUGGAUAAACCCCAUGGGAUUCAAAACCUUGUUAUUGGAUUACGAAGCGCAUGCCCACAAAGUGAACGCCAUGAUACCAUUGCAAAACACAGAUUGAGGAAUUGAAAGAGAAUGAGACUCAUCAAACGCAUAUUUAAUAUUUCCCUUUGAUGGGAAAAAGGUUAGCAGAACUAAAGAGCCUAAUCCCUCAUCAAUGGUUCAGCUAGAUUCCUUCCUAAGGAAUAACACUGGUUAACCUAUAACCAUAACCUUGCCUAUUAAUCAAUUCUAGAAUCAAAUGUGAAGUUAAACAAUAUAAAACAAUAAUUCAUUCAUUAUUGAAAGACGUAGUUUUAACUUUUAAGCAUUGAUGUCGUAAUAGCAGUAGCAGUAAUCUGGCAUGGGUGACGGAGAAA